This is a messenger RNA of Corticium candelabrum, 2221 nucleotides long. Its product is annotated as papilin-like. Gene Ontology annotation, molecular function: serine-type endopeptidase inhibitor activity; protein binding. Gene Ontology annotation, cellular component: extracellular region. The coding region runs from base 338 to 2008 and encodes 556 amino acids. The record is from RefSeq and is a predicted model, not a curated record. The transcript is spliced from 16 exons. Lineage: Eukaryota; Metazoa; Porifera; Homoscleromorpha; Homosclerophorida; Plakinidae. Gene Ontology annotation, biological process: negative regulation of peptidase activity.
CUGGCAAGUGGAACAAAAAGCACGUGCCGAAACACGUGGAGCGCGCGCGAAGAGGAGGACUGGGUACGAGCGUAUAAGCUCAUAGCUACAAGAUACCUGUACACGUUAUUUCCUGACAGCAAACACGCGAAUGAAUUCAAGCUAACCAUGCCGCCGUCUUGGGUUGGGUACAUGUAGGACAGCGUCUGUAAGGGCGUUUUUGCUGCAACGUCACUGUCUUGGCGUCACACCAGAAGACAGACGAAAGAGUUUUGAGCAUGCGAGUCUGUUGAUUUGCGUUGCUGGUCACUUUUUCUUUGUGUCGGCCGCUCGAGCUGAGCUUUGCACGGUCACAGCAAUGCUGCGGAAGUUACAUCUCGCAAUCUCUCGGUCCUAUUCAACUCACAACACAAACGAUCACAUCUCUCUCCUCGCCGUCUUCGUCUGCCUCUCUUCGGCAUUCGCAUUAUCCGACCUGAACGACAUUCGAAAUUACUUUGCAGGAGAAAUAAGCAGCGUACAAGUCGAGAAGGAAUUAUUUGACUGCUCUGAUGUACCGCUCAGUGCCAAUUGCUCGUCCAAACAGACAGAUGCGAUCUGCUCUAGUGAUCAAGCUUGUAGAGGAACGCAAGAGGAGCGUUACAGUCGGUGCUGCUUCAAUGGAUGUCAGAACAUUUGCAUGUUGCCUGCAGUGGUGGAUUGGAUUAGAAGCCCAAACAGAGACAGUGAACCAGGAUUAAUUGUGGCUGGACCAGAGGCACCAGAUUUGGGUGAACUGUGUAGUCUUGAUCUCGAUGCAGAGGCAACACAACACUGCCCGCAUGGGUAUGUGUGUAAGGAGGAUGAUGGCAGUGAUCCUCGAGUUGCAAUGUUUAGUGCUCAACAAGAGUCUCCAUCUCUACGUAAUUUGGGAAUUUGUAUCAAAGGUGAUCUAUGCUCGUUACUUGUAGACAAGGGUAUAUGUCAAAAUGCUGUGCGGCGGUAUUAUUAUGACUCUCAGAGCAACUCUUGCAAAGGAUUUGACUACGGUGGUUGUGGAGGAAAUGACAACAACUUUGAGACAGAGGAGAGAUGCAGAAGUGCAUGCGAAAAAUCAGAUGCUUUGUUGGUUGAACAAGAAGACAAAGAAUUGUUUUUCGCUGGAGAACCAACAGUUGCUCCUAAAGGAUUGGUACUCUAUACAGAUGAUCCUUGUAUUCUCACUGACUGCAACUCUACGAUUGGUGAACGAUGUGUUGUGGUGUCUCAGGGUACUGACAGCGAAAGUGACAACGACAAUAAAAUGCCAGUCUGCACAUGCAACUACCCUUGUCCCGAAAAAGUUGAUCCUGUGUGUGCAAGUAACAACCGUCAGUACGAUAACGAGUGUCUUAUGGAGAAAAGCAUGUGUAGCAACAGUGUGAUACUCUCGGUCAAAUACCAUGGACCAUGCUACGAUCCGUGUGUGGAUGUUCAUUGUGAGCAAGGACAACACUGUGUGUCUGACUAUCAUACGAGACGUGCUACUUGUGAGUGCAUUUCGACUUGCAACAGUGCGGAGGAUUCCGACAUUGUGUGCGGAUCGAAUGGCAAGUGGUAUCCAUCAUUCUGUUGGAUGAACUUUGCAGCUUGUAAGACAAACAUGACAUUGAGUGUUGAACAUAGGAACAGUAAGGAAAUUUGUGGUAAUGUUAAGCCAGGAUCGUGUCCUGACAUUGAGCUUGAAUCUGAUGGUGUAUGCCAAGAUCAUUGUUCAAUGGAUGACCAAUGUGACGGCUCGUUGAAAUGCUGUUUCAAUGGCUGCCAGCACCAUUGCGUUGAACCAGUAUUUGAAAGAGAUUGUGAAUAUCUUGGGCAAAUUUACAAACAUGCUGAAAAAUUCUCGGAAGGAUGCAGCGAAUGCUCUUGCAAGAAAGGUCGAAUCCAAUGUUCAUUCUUUAACUGCAUUCCAGAUAAUGAUGAUCUUAGGGAUAGUGCAUCAGCAGAUGGCAAUGUGACCUUACGUCAGUCGGUUGAUGAAGAUGCUGAGGAUGAUGUCUAUUAUGGAUAAGGAUAGAACUCACGUACUGUAGUUGGUGCACAGCGGAUUGAAUGAUGGUUAAUUAAUUAUUCUACAGAGAUUUUAAUUAAUUAUUAAUUCGGAUGAUACAUUUUUGUUGAUAUGUUACCAAUAGAGAGACGAAUUAUUAGGGAUUUGUCUUAUUUAUUUAUUGCUAUAGAUUAGCUUUAGUAGAUCUUACAUGCAAGUUUAUCAAGUUUACUA